Messenger RNA from Megalops cyprinoides (Indo-Pacific tarpon), 4601 nucleotides. RefSeq names its product protein transport protein Sec24B-like. The transcript has 24 exons. Gene Ontology annotation, molecular function: zinc ion binding; SNARE binding. Bases 481 to 4071 code for a protein of 1196 amino acids. The record is from RefSeq and is a predicted model, not a curated record. Gene Ontology annotation, biological process: COPII-coated vesicle cargo loading; endoplasmic reticulum to Golgi vesicle-mediated transport; intracellular protein transport. Gene Ontology annotation, cellular component: endoplasmic reticulum exit site; COPII vesicle coat. NCBI's taxonomy places the organism in Eukaryota, Metazoa, Chordata, Actinopteri, Elopiformes, Megalopidae.
GUCAAUGCAGAACAGAAUAUACAGCAAAGCAAAAAUGCUCUCAGGAAAUCUAUUGAAUUCUAUUCACUUACCCAGACUUGCUAGCUACGCAAUACGCUGAACCAGCAACAGAAAGUAAUGCGAAACAAAAAAAAAAUCAGGCUGAAAGGUGUUAAACGGGACCAUCAUCGGAAUCUUUUCUAUGAAUAAGCACUUCAAUCGCUUUCACUUCUCUACGCACAAGAGGCGCCGUGGAGCUGCUUGCCUUGGAGAACCAGCUAGUCCAGCCAACUAGCUCCUGUUAAUCGCCUCAGCGAAUGAAAUCUCAUCCCACGUAUCCCGACUACGACCGGACGGAGCAAAGGGACAAUUGCCCACAGCUAGCUGGCUAGCCAGCGAGAUUAAUGGGAAUUCAAAACUUGUGACAGCAGUUAUUUAUUUUUCUAUAAAUUUGCCUAUGUAUUUAUUUGCAUAAACAAUAAAAAGGACUUGAACGGAGAGAUGUCUGCGCCGGGAUUCACAAAUCUGAACUCAUUUGCCGGUUACGGCAUGAACGCAACGCCGAAUGGAGGAGCGGCUCCCCCCUAUCAGAAUGGUCCAGGACAGACGUACCAGUCCAUGUACCCUGCGACUGGGUACUACAACACCCCUCACCCCAGCUACCCUGUCCACCCAGGUCCCUGCACCCCAACUCCCAGCAAAGCCCCUGUGAUGAACAAUCAGUACAACCCCGGCUACUACCACAACAGCCAUCAGCAGCCUCAGCAGCCCACUGCCACACAGGGGCCUGGCCCCUCCCCGUACCAGGAGUCCCAGCCCCCUCCCCCUGCUCAGCCCUAUACCACUGCCAUGCCCCCUUCCUCCACCCCUCUCCACACCCCCCGGCACCCUCCUCCAUUCCAGCAGCCCGCCCCCUAUUCUUCUGCCUACUACGGACCAUACUCCACCUCUCAGGGACCUCCUCCCCCACCGCAGCCCUCUGGUCUGGUGACACCGGCCAACGACGGCAGCACUCCCUUGUACCCCAUCGUGUCCUACCCCUCAGCGCCAGGGAGCAGUCAGUACGGCACACUGAGGUCCUCCCAGAACCAGGGGCUCGGGCCCGCUCCCAGCAUCAUGGCGGCUCCGAUCCCCGCCCCUGCCCAGCAGGUUCCCCUGGUAACCAACGCCCAUCCGGUGCCCGCCACAGCUGGUCCUCCAGGCUACAGUGUGAUGCCGCCUGCCACUCCAGCUGCUGUCAACGGCCAGGUUAACCCAGCCUCACCUCCACUCCUGCAACACUAUGACCAAAGCUCCCCUGCUGUCAUGGCGCAUGCAUUCGGAGGGGUCCACCAUGACUUGAGUGGCCCUGCUGGGGACGGGCCUCCAUCUGGGACCCCCUCCACCUCUGUCCAUUCCUCCCCGGGCCACCAGCAAGGCAUGCACUACGGAUAUGUUGCUAAUAGUGGAGGUAGUUCUGCGCCCGCGGCAGCCCCCUCGUCAUCGAGCUCCUCUGAUGAGGACGAGGAGGAGGAGGAGGAUGAGGAAGCAGGUGCAGACAGCUCCUCCACCACCAGCAGCGCGUCUCCUGUACCCAACAGCUACGAGUCCUUAGAGGGAGGCAGCUACCCAGACUCCUCUAUUCCCCCCACCUCUGAUGCAUCCAAAGCACCCCCACCUUUUGGUUAUGGAUAUCCCAGCAUCCCGCCAGCCUAUCAGCAAAGGACAGCCUCCAUAGCAAACUCCUCCCCCUCCCAUGGUGGGUACAACCCACCUGGAUACCAGCAGUUUUCACAGCCCUUUCCCAGCAUGUCCCAGCUGUCGGCGGCCUUGGGGGGGCUGAGCGUGCCAGAGCUGCAGGUGGAGGGGCUGCGACCCGUCAACCUGCUGCAGGAGAGAAAGAUCCUGCCCCCCGGGCCGGUGCAGCCUCCCGAACCCAACCUGAGCGCCGAGCUGAAGAAGGCCAACUGCAGCCCACACACAUUCAGAUGCACCCUGACCAAUAUCCCUCAGACCCAGGCACUGCUGAACAAAGCCAAGCUUCCUCUGGGAUUACUGCUGCACCCUUUCAGAGAUCUGACACAGCUGCCUGUCAUCACGUCCAAUACGAUAGUGCGGUGCCGCUCCUGUCGGACCUACAUCAAUCCGUUCGUGUCCUUUUUGGACCAGAGGAGGUGGAAAUGCAAUCUGUGCUACAGGGUCAACGAUGUUCCUGAUGAGUUCAUGUACAACCCUGUGACUCGGUCCUAUGGAGAGCCCCACAAGAGGCCGGAGGUGCAGAACUCCACGGUGGAGUUCAUAGCAUCCUCGGAUUACAUGCUUCGGCCCCCUCAGCCUGCGGUCUAUCUCUUUGUCCUGGAUGUGUCGCACAGCGCUGUGGAAGCUGGCUAUCUGCAGGUCUUCUGUCAGUCUUUGCUGGAGAACCUGGACAAGUUACCGGGAGACACGCGCACUCGAGUGGGGUUCGUCACGUUCGACAGCACCAUCCACUUCUACAACCUGCAGGAGGGCCUCUCUCAGCCUCAGAUGCUGGUGGUGUCCGAUAUCAACGAUGUCUUCAUCCCCACCCAUGACAGUCUGCUGGUUAACCUGAACGAAAGCAAAGAGCUGGUGAAGGACUUACUGAACGCCCUUCCCGGCAUGUUCACCCACACCAGGGAGACACACAGCGCCCUGGGCCCCGCCCUCCAAGCCGCCUUCAAGCUCAUGUCCCCCACUGGGGGGCGUGUCUCCGUCUUCCAGGCCCAGCUGCCCACCCUGGGGGCGGGGCUGCUGCAUUCCCGGGAGGACCCCAACCAAAGAUCCAGCACCAAGGGCGUACAGCACCUGGGACCAGCGACAGACUUCUACAAAAAGCUGGCACUGGACUGCUCUGGCCAGCAGAUUGCAGUGGACCUGUUCCUCCUCAGUUCCCAGUACUCCGAUCUGGCCUCGUUGGCCUGCAUGUCCAAGUACUCUGCUGGGAGCGUCUUCUACUACCCCUCCUUCCACCACAUCCACAACCCGCCCCAGGUGGAGAAGUUCCAGAAGGACCUGCAGCGCUACCUGACCCGGAAGAUCGGCUUCGAGGCCGUGAUGAGGAUACGUUGCACCAAAGGGCUAUCCAUCCACACCUUUCACGGGAACUUCUUCGUCCGCUCGACCGACCUGCUCUCGCUGGCCAACGUCAACCCCGACUCGGGCUUUGCGGUUCAGAUGUCGAUAGAGGAGAGCCUGGCAGACACUUCGCUGGCCUGCUUCCAGGCGGCGCUUCUCUACACCUCCAGCAAAGGGAAAAGGCGGAUCAGGGUUCACACGCUGUGCUUGCCUGUGGUGAACCAGCUGAGCGAUGUGUUUGCUGGGGCUGAUGUUCAGGCCAUCACCUGCCUCCUGGCUAACAUGGCCAUCGACCGCUCGGUGUCCUCCAGCCUGUCGGACGCACGGGACGCUCUGGUCAACGCGGUGGUGGACUCGCUGUCCGCAUACCGUUCGGACGCCUCCACCCUGCAGCAGUCCGGGCUCAUCGCCCCUGCCUCCCUGCGCCUCUUCCCCCUCUACGUGCUGGCGCUCCUCAAGCAGAAAGCUCUGCGCACGGGCACCAGCACGCGCCUGGACGACCGCGUCUUCGCCAUGUGCGAGUUCAAGAGCCAGCCCCCGCAGCACAUCAUGCGCACGGUCCACCCGGACCUGUACCGUGUAGACGACCUGUCCGACCAGGGGGCGCUGCACCUGAGUGACUGUGUGGUUCCGCAGCCUAGUCUGCUCCAGCUCACAGCUGAGAAGCUGACCAGAGAGGGCGCCUUCCUCAUGGACUGCGGCAACGUGCUUUACCUGUGGGUAGGGAGAUGUUGCAACGAGCUGUUCAUCAGAGACGUUCUGGGCUGCCCGAACCACGCCUCUAUACCACAAAACAUGACUCAGAUUCCAGAGCUGGAUACCCCCGCCUCAGAGAGGACGAGAGCUUUUCUCGGCUGGCUUCAGGAGACACGACCUUUCGCUCCCAUUCUUGCUGUAGUGAAAGAUGACGCCACAGCCAAGACCAGUUUCUUCCAGCACUUGGUAGAAGACCGGACAGAGUCGGCAUUGUCCUACUACGAGUUCCUGCUCCAUAUCCAGCAGCAGAUGUCCAAAUAGAUAGUCCUAGGUACGCCAGCCCUACAGUGUGAGGGCAGUAGGAUCUCCCAGUGCCUGCAGCACGGUCCGUCUUUUGCUGGGGAGCUGCACCUGACUUGGUAGGUUAGGACCACAGAAGGAACAGCGCCCCCUGGUGUAGCGUUGGGAGAGGCAGCGCGGCCAGGGGGGGAGGGGAUCGGGAUGAAUGAAAAAAAGGAAGAUGAAGACGACGAGGAAGAGGGCGAAGGAAAGCUUGGUGGGCUGUAGACCCGUGUAGCAUCCUGGACUGGCCCCCUCCUCCGUUUCCUCGACAGCACCGAGCGGAGAGCGUGCUCGGUGCGCCGUCGCUGCUUUCCGCCGUCAGAGUCCCCGUGUAGGCACUCAACGAGCUGAUGUCUCCCCCGAGGAAUGAAGGCGAAUGAGUGCUACCUUAUCUUAUUUAAAUGCAAAAAACCCUCCAAAAAAUUCCAAUAAAAACCUUGUAUCAGAGUGAGAGAGCCAUCCUGCAUGUCUUGUGCUUAAUUAUGUUUUUGAAGUCUGUCAAAGCCCCA